This is a messenger RNA of Acanthochromis polyacanthus (spiny chromis), 1889 nucleotides long. RefSeq names its product ELAV like neuron-specific RNA binding protein 3 (gene elavl3). Gene Ontology annotation, molecular function: RNA binding. Gene Ontology annotation, cellular component: ribonucleoprotein complex. The record is from RefSeq and is a predicted model, not a curated record. Lineage: Eukaryota; Metazoa; Chordata; Actinopteri; Pomacentridae.
GGAUAAUGGGAGAGGAGCGCAUUGCAAUGGCUGCCAUGUAGUACCCUCCCUGCACAAUUAGCCAAUCAGCGGCGCGCUCUGCCAGCCAGGAGGACGCAUAAAAGAAGAACAUUGCAGCAGAGGCACAGAAGGAGACUGCGAGAGGAGCAAGGAAUUACACACAAAAACAACAGAACCAGAACACCCUCCCCUGGACACACCCUGCUGAGGAUCACUGCUUCUCUUUUUUCUGAACCAUCGCCCACGCCACUCGGAGAGAACGCUCUCCCUCAUCAUCAUCCAGUAGAAAACCCCUUUCUCCUCAUUUUCAUCCUAUAGAGGACACCUACAAUCUCAGAGGGCUGAGAUCCCUUGGCGAAGAUUGCAUUUUUUUCCUUUUUUUCUUUUUUUUUCUUUUCAUUUUGACUCCUGUACAGAACACAAGGGCCAUAUAACACAAAGGCCGAAGAGAAUACAGAGACUCAGCCUUCAGCUUCAAGACCAGUGCAAAGAAGGACCUAGAUUUCUUUCAUUGUACGUCAAGAAUGGUUACUCAGAUAAUCAGCACCAUGGAAACCCAGGUGUCCAACGGUCCAAGCGGAACCAGUCUGCCCAACGGCCCAGUCAUUAGCACAAAUGGCUCCACGGACGACAGCAAAACCAAUCUGAUCGUCAACUAUCUGCCUCAGAACAUGACCCAAGAAGAAUUCAAAAGUUUGUUCGGUAGCAUCGGAGAGAUUGAGUCCUGCAAGCUAGUCAGAGACAAGAUAACAGGUCAAAGUUUGGGAUACGGUUUUGUAAAUUAUGUGGAUCCAAAUGAUGCAGACAAGGCCAUCAACACGCUCAACGGUCUCAAGCUGCAGACUAAAACAAUCAAGGUAUCUUACGCCCGGCCAAGCUCGGCUUCCAUUCGUGACGCCAACCUUUACGUGAGCGGACUCCCCAAAACCAUGAGCCAGAAGGACAUGGAACAGCUGUUCUCCCAGUACGGUCGCAUCAUCACAUCCCGCAUUCUAGUGGACCAGGUCACAGGCAUAUCACGAGGAGUGGGCUUCAUCCGGUUUGACAAGCGAAAUGAAGCAGAGGAGGCCAUCAAAGGACUGAACGGACAGAAGCCUUUGGGUGCCGCCGAGCCCAUCACUGUCAAGUUCGCCAACAACCCCAGCCAGAAGACAGGCCAGGCCUUACUGACUCAGCUGUACCAGACUGCUGCCCGCCGCUACACGGGGCCCCUACACCACCAGACUCAGCGUUUCAGACUCGACAAUUUACUAAACGCCAGCUACGGAGUCAAGAGAAUGACACCCAUGGUAGUUCUCCCUACUCUCUUCCCCAGAUUCUCACCUAAUCACCAUUGACCAGCAUGACCAGCCUGGCCGGGGGUCAACCUCACUGGUCCAACCGGAGCCGGCUGGUGCAUCUUUGUGUACAACCUGUCCCCCGAGGCGGACGAGAGCGUCCUGUGGCAGCUUUUCGGCGCCGUCACCAAUGUCAAGGUCAUCCGUGACUUCACCACCAACAAAUGUAAGGGCUUUGGCUUUGUCACCAUGACCAACUACGACGAAGCCGCCAUGGCUAUUGCUAGCCUUAAUGGCUACCGCCUGGGUGACCGUGUGCUGCAGGUUUCCUUCAAGACCAGCAAGCAGCACAAGGCCUGAGAGAGAGAGGCUGCUGGUGCCAGCUCCUUCGACCUGCAGGGAGAGCAACCCGAGCUCUCUGUGCCAUCACUCUACAUGGGCCUGGACUGAGUCUCUCUCUGACAUACUCUCAACAAAAUCCAUGAAAUGAAAUCACAAACACAGACAUGCAAAUACACACAUUAUGCACGCACAUGCCACAGAGCAUAUCCAUACGCAAGCAUACACAAUCAGAGUUUCAAACAAACCACUAGUGAGUUUUUUCUUUUCUCU